This is a messenger RNA of Colletotrichum spaethianum, 255 nucleotides long. RefSeq lists its product as uncharacterized. Bases 1 to 255 code for a protein of 84 amino acids. Gene Ontology annotation, cellular component: nucleus. Lineage: Eukaryota; Fungi; Ascomycota; Sordariomycetes; Glomerellales; Glomerellaceae. The record is from RefSeq and is a predicted model, not a curated record. Gene Ontology annotation, biological process: DNA repair. The transcript is spliced from 3 exons. Gene Ontology annotation, molecular function: phosphoric diester hydrolase activity.
AUGCACGGCGGGUACAUGCACUCCAAGCUGCAGAUCCUGAAAUAUGAAGGGCUCGAAAGCACGCGUCCGACCGCACCCCCGGCCGAGACCCUGUUUGGAACUGAGCUGCGGCGUUUCCUGCGAGCUCUUGGCCUCGACGAGAAGCUAGUGAAGAGUCUCGACAAUUAUAACUUCUCCGAAACAAGCCGCUACGGUUUCAUUCACUCUAUCACACAGGCCAGUCUACCCGCGGUCGCCCGGGACGCGAGGGCUUGA